AUGGCUGCUCUGGGAAGUGCUCUGCCUCGAUGGCAGAGUCUUGCUCCGCGUUUAUCUAAAAGUCUCUUCACUUGCCGACAAUGCCUCCGGAGCCAGGGCAGCGCCGCCAAAUCUUUCCGACAGUUUGGCACCAAGCCGUCCCUCCAGCCCACCACGUUCAGAUCGAGUCUCUUGAGCAACCAAAAUCGCCAAUUCUUCACAUCUAGCCUCAGGCGGUCAGCCUCGUCACCGGAUGUGGCAAGCGCUGUGGAGGAUGGUGCAUCUCAGGCGAAAUCGAGCUUCCCGAAAAUCAGCGACAAGGCAGUGGCAUACUUCCUUCUGGGGAGUGCAGCCAGCGUUUUUGGAAUUGUGGUUUUUGGUGGUUUGACAAGGUUAACAGAAUCAGGACUGAGUAUCACCGAAUGGCGACCCGUCACGGGCUCCAUGCCGCCCAUGAACGCAGAGGACUGGGAGUCCGAGUUUGCCAAGUACCGCUCCUCUCCUGAAUUUCAGCUGUUGAAUCCGCACAUGACCCUGUCCGAGUUCAAAUCGAUCUACUAUAUGGAAUGGAUCCACCGGCUCUGGGGCCGGUUUAUCGGACUGUCGUUUGUGUUGCCCGCGGUGUACUUCGUCGCGCGCAAGAAAGUCUCCACGCCCAUGACAUGGCGACUGGCUGGUAUCGCGGGUCUGAUUGGGUUCCAAGGAUUCCUCGGGUGGUGGAUGGUCAAGUCGGGCCUGAAGGACGAUCUCUUCGCGCCGGGCAGCCACCCGCGAGUCAGCCAGUACCGGUUGACCGCCCACUUGGGUGCUGCUUUUGUCUGCUAUGUGGCGAUGCUGUGGAAUGGGCUUGCCAUUCUGCGGUCACACAAGCUCUUGGCCGACGCGGCAUCGGGCUUGAAACAACUCGAAGCACUCCGUGACCCGCGGCUGGUGAUUUUCCGACGCUCGGUCGCCGGCCUUGCUCUCCUGGUUUUCACAACUGCGAUGUCGGGUGGCUUGGUCGCUGGUCUGGAUGCUGGACUUAUCUACAACGAGUUCCCGUACAUGGGGAAUGGGCUGGCACCCCCAAGCCCGGAGUUGUGGGAUGCGCGCUACUCUCGCCACGAAGACUGUUCUGAUCUCUGGUGGCGCAAUAUGCUGGAGAACCCUUCUCUUGUUCAACUGGACCACCGUAUUCUCGCCAUGACCACCUUCACCUCGAUCAUGGCUCUAUGGGCAUAUUCCCGCCGCUCGCCGACCGUAAGGCGCCUCUUACCGCCUCCUGCUAAGAAGGGCAUCCACGGCGUCGUUGGAUUUGCCUUCAUGCAGGUCGGUCUCGGCAUCUCCACCCUGCUCUACCUUGUACCGACCCCACUUGCCUCCGCCCAUCAAGCUGGCAGUCUGUUCCUCCUUACCUGGGUGCUUGUCUUGGGCAGUCGUGUCUGGCAUCCGUCCCGCACAGCCAAGCUGCUGCAGAUGGCUGCCAAGGCCCGUGGGCAGCAGCUUUCAUCUUCAACGGCCUCAGCUGUGAAGAGGCUGUAA
Messenger RNA from Penicillium alfredii, 1500 nucleotides. It is a transcript of the gene cox15, whose product is annotated as cytochrome c oxidase assembly protein cox15. Gene Ontology annotation, biological process: heme A biosynthetic process. The transcript is spliced from 2 exons. Gene Ontology annotation, molecular function: oxidoreductase activity, acting on NAD(P)H, heme protein as acceptor. Gene Ontology annotation, cellular component: mitochondrial inner membrane. Lineage: Eukaryota; Fungi; Ascomycota; Eurotiomycetes; Eurotiales; Aspergillaceae. The record is from RefSeq and is a predicted model, not a curated record. The coding region runs from base 1 to 1500 and encodes 499 amino acids.